Pediculus humanus corporis (human body louse) is the source of this 678-nucleotide messenger RNA. RefSeq names its product GSTD1-5 protein, putative. Gene Ontology annotation, cellular component: cytoplasm. The record is from RefSeq and is a predicted model, not a curated record. Gene Ontology annotation, biological process: glutathione metabolic process. Bases 1 to 678 code for a protein of 225 amino acids. Lineage: Eukaryota; Metazoa; Arthropoda; Insecta; Psocodea; Pediculidae. The transcript is spliced from 4 exons. Gene Ontology annotation, molecular function: glutathione transferase activity.
AUGGUUUUAAAACUUUACGUUGAUUUAUUGUCACAACCGGCAAGAGCUUUGGCUCUUUUUGUUAAAAAAGCAAAUAUUCCUCACGAAUUGAAAAUUGUUUCUAUAAUGAAAGGUGAGCACAAAACUCAAGAAUAUAUUGACAAUGUUCAUCCUUUUGGAAAAAUCCCUGCAAUCGAUGACAAUGGUUUUAAAAUGAUUGAAAGUAUAGCCAUCAUAAGGUACCUUGCCAGAAAGUAUAAUGUAGAUGAUCAUUGGUAUCCAAAGGAUAUUGAAAAACAAGCUAGAGUUGAUGAAUUUCUCGAGUGGCAACACAUGUCGGAAAGAAUACCGCUUUCAUUGUUUUUUCUGAACACAUAUUUGAAACCAAUGUUAACUGGGAAAAAACUUGAUGACAAUCGUUUACAAAAAUACAAAAGUCAAAUGGAAGAUUCAUUAAACGAUAUUGAAAAUGUUUGGUUGAAAGAUAGUCAAUAUUUAGUCGGCAAUGAAAUAAGCGUUGCAGACCUUGUUGGAAUAUCUGAAAUCGAACAACCCAGAAUUUCAAAUUAUGAUGUAACUGCUGGAAGACCGAGAAUAGCAGCAUGGAUGAAAAGAGUUCAAAAUGAUCUACAACCUCAUUACGAUGAUGUGUUUAAAAUUUUAAACAAAUUGGCGAGUAAAAAUGCAUCAAAAUUGUAA